Molecule: messenger RNA, 411 nt
Organism: Dovyalis caffra
Lineage: Eukaryota; Viridiplantae; Streptophyta; Magnoliopsida; Malpighiales; Salicaceae
Source: the annotation of a GenBank genome assembly
AUGGGGAAGGUACACGGAUCGCUAGCCCGUGCAGGGAAGGUGAGAGGUCAAACCCCGAAAGUGGCAAAGCAAGACAAGAAGAAGAAGCCUAGAGGCCGUGCUCACAAGCGCAUGCAGUACAAUCGCCGCUUUGUUACAGCUGUGAUUAAGGGUGGGGUAGGGAUUGAUGUAAUGCAAAUCGAAAUGGCUUCGAAUAAGAGAAAAGGCAGUGCAGCAUUACAUGAAGCUUUGCAUGCUUUUAUGCUGUUGUUGGUUUUGGAAAGAAGCGUGGACCAAACUCUUCAGAGAAGUAAGCAUGCACCUAAGGCGGAUUUUGCUAAUGCAGACUGGUCAAGUUUCAUGGAGAACUGUAUUUGGAUAUUUAGAUUUACUUUAGCAGUUGUCGUAUCUAGUAGCUCCAUUUUGUUUUAG